This is a messenger RNA of Striga asiatica, 2188 nucleotides long. NCBI's taxonomy places the organism in Eukaryota, Viridiplantae, Streptophyta, Magnoliopsida, Lamiales, Orobanchaceae. The record is from the annotation of a GenBank genome assembly.
AGGACCUUUACAACAUGCUUCAAAGCGACUGCGACCUAACCCCCAAUUAUAUAACCCAAAUUGUCCACGACUCUCCCCAAAUUCUCCAUUUCCAACACUACACACACUCAAAUCCUCCAAAACGAAAAGAAAAGAACUGGAGUUUCCCAAGGGAAAGAUCAAAUGGUGGCUUUGAAAGCAGGGAGCAGGCCGCCAUGGGUGGGCUUAGGGGCUGCGGUGUGGGUCCAAAUAGCCGCAGGUAAUGCCUACACUUUCCCUUUGUACUCUCCCUCGCUGAAAUCAGUCUUGGGCUUUAAUCAGCAGCAGCUCACGAUUCUUGGGGUGGCCAACGAUAUCGGGGAGAAUGUGGGGAUUUUGCCUGGAAUUGCCUGCAACAAGUUUCCUCCUUGGGCUGUUCUUCUUGUCGGCGUUUGCGCUUCCUUUUUGGGAUAUGGUGUUCUGUGGCUUGCCGUUAGCCAGACUGUUCAGUCUUUACCGUAUUGGGUUCUGUGGGCCGCCCUAUGCGUGGCCACAAACAGCAGCGCUUGGCUGGGAACAGCCGUCCUCGUCACCAACAUGCGCAACUUCCCAGUCAGCCGCGGCACAGUCGCCGGAAUCCUCAAAGGCUACGUGGGCCUGAGUGCCGCCGUUUUCACCGAAAUCUACACAAUGCUCCUCGGCAGCUCUCCCCCGGCCCACCUCCUCCUCCUAACCCUAGGCAUCCCCACAAUCGGCCUCCUCAUGAUGUACUUCGUCCGACCCUGCACCCCAGCCUCCGGCGACAGCCCAUCCGAGCACUCCCACUUUCUCUUCAUCCAGGCCGCCAGCCUGGCGCUCGCCGUCUAUCUAUUAACAACGACUAUAUUAAAAGACUCGAUGUCGCUCGGGAAUACGAUAUCUUACGUGUUUAUUGCGGUCAUGGUCGUGCUGUUGAUGGCCCCUCUGGCAAUCCCGUUGAAAAUGACGUUUUUCCCGGAGAUUCGUAAGAAUGCAAGCCAGCUGGAUUUGGUGGGUGAUGGGGAUGGGGAUAAUGAGUCGAGUCUGCUGACACCGUCCUCGUCAGCAGCUUACCUCGGGAGCUUUUACGAGCCGGAGGAGGAGUUGUCGGAAGUGGAUUUGUUGCUGGCGGUGGGUGAAGGGGCGGUGAAGGCACGAAAAAGGAGGCCGAGGAGGGGAGAAGAUUUCAAGUUUAAAGAGGCGGUUGUGAAGGCCGAUUUCUGGUUAUUGUGGAUGGUUUACUUUCUCGGGGUUGGUUCGGGUGUGACCGUGCUUAAUAAUUUAGCCCAGAUAGGGGUUUCGCUUGGGGUGAAUGAUGCCACGAUUUUGUUGAGCGUGUUCAGCUUUUGCAAUUUCUUGGGUCGUCUUGGGGCUGGGGUCGUGUCUGAACAUUUCGUGAGGUCACGGACAAUCCCUCGUACAUUCUGGAUGGCUGUUACACAAGCAGUCAUGAUCCUCACAUUUCUCCUAUACGUAUCGGCUUUAAGCGGGACCCUCUAUGCAGCCACAGCACUGCUCGGGAUUUGCUACGGGGUCCAGUUCGGGAUAAUGAUCCCGACUGCAUCCGAAUUAUUUGGGCUGAAGCACUUUGGCAUCAUAUUCAACUUCAUGCAGCUGGGAAACCCAGUUGGGGCCGCCCUCUUCUCGGGCUGGCUCGCGGGCUGGGUCUAUGACUCAGAGGCUGCCAAGCAGUUGGGCUCGUCAUGCCUUGGCCCAAACUGUUUCCGCCUCACCUUUUUCGUCCUCGCUGGGCUCUGUGGGCUGGGGACUCUCCUGAGCGUGGUUCUCACGGUUCGGAUAAGGCCCGUUUACCAGAUGCUUUAUGCCGGGGGUUCGUUUCGCAUUCCUCAAGGUGGUGGUCAUUGAUUUGAUUGGGAGAGGGGUAUUUUUGGUAUUAUGUUGAGUCUUUUUGGUGAUUGCGCCAGGCGAGAUUUAUGAAAGUCAUCAAUUUUGUGUUGUGUUUCUGUUGUGUAAUUUUGUGUUGUAAGUUAUUAUAAAGUUAUGAUAAUAUAGAAACAUAGCAUCUGAGGUAUGGAAUGAUUUGGUCGUGUUGUAUGAAUAUGGUUAUUUUGUUUCCUCGAAUGAGCCACAAAUUAUUUUGUUUCCUCAUGAUGCGUGCAAGUGUGUCCUUGAGAUUUUGACAUUGAAUUUAAAUUCUUUCAAUGUAACUUUAUUUACAAUUCAAUAUUCCUCUUUCCUUCUCCGUGAAUAA